AUGGCCUCAGCAGCCUUUCUAGCCGAGCUCCAAGCAGAGGCCAGCUGCCCCAUCUGCCUGAAUUACCUGAGGGACCCAGUGACCACCGACUGUGGGCACAACUUCUGUGGCUCCUGCAUCCACCAGUGCUGGGAAGACCUGCAGGACAUCUUCCCCUGUCCCGUCUGCCUCCACCACUGCCCUGACAACAGCCUCAAGAGGAACACCCAGCUGGGCCACAUGACUGACAUUGUGAAGCAGCUUCCCACCACGAGGAGCAAGAGGAAACGGCAGGAAGAGAAAGCCCUGUGUGAUCAGCACAGUCAGUUUCUGGACCUGUUCUGUGAGAAGGACCUGGGGCUCUUGUGUCCCCAGUGCAGGGUCUCAUCUGAGCACCGGGGUCACCUCCUGAUGCCCAUUGAGCAAGCUGCAGCUAUUCAGAACUUCACGGUGAAGCGAGAGCUUGUGCUGUUGCCUGCUCUGGCCUGGACCGAGGAGGACACGCCCGAUCUGCAAGGACGGGAGCAGCUGUCAGUCCGAGCUGCUGCCGAGGGAACCACCGCCCACGCUGGGGACAGAAGGGCGGCUCAUAUAUACGGGCAGAGCCGGACCCAGGGAGAGCGCAGGCACCAGGUAGAUUUGACACUAGAUCCUGAAACUGCCCACCCGAGUCUUGUUAUCUCAAAAGACAGAAGAAGCGUGAUAUUCAGUGAGACAUUCAAACCAAGCAAGCCCCUGGGAGGGACCACACCCUCACGCUAG
Galeopterus variegatus (Sunda flying lemur) is the source of this 741-nucleotide messenger RNA. Its product is annotated as putative tripartite motif-containing protein 61. The coding region runs from base 1 to 741 and encodes 246 amino acids. Gene Ontology annotation, molecular function: zinc ion binding. The transcript is spliced from 4 exons. NCBI's taxonomy places the organism in Eukaryota, Metazoa, Chordata, Mammalia, Dermoptera, Cynocephalidae. The record is from RefSeq and is a predicted model, not a curated record.